Messenger RNA from Spea bombifrons (plains spadefoot toad), 1908 nucleotides. RefSeq names its product kelch-like protein 9. Gene Ontology annotation, molecular function: protein binding. NCBI's taxonomy places the organism in Eukaryota, Metazoa, Chordata, Amphibia, Anura, Pelobatidae. Bases 85 to 1908 code for a protein of 607 amino acids. The record is from RefSeq and is a predicted model, not a curated record. The transcript is spliced from 4 exons.
GCAAAGGAAGCCAGAAGAAGGUUAAGGAGUCGGUUUAUGCCCCGGGUUUUCUGGUGACGCGCCGGAGAGUGACGUCAUCCCAACAUGCAGAACGGCUCCGACGUCAGCACUUUUACCUCCGAGGAGUACCCGGGGAAAUUACUCGGCAGGAUCUGCCAGCUUCGGUCGCGGAAUGAACUGUGCGAUGUCACCUUGGAGGCGGACGGAGUCCGGUUUCCGGCCCACAGGAUAAUACUGGCGUCGGCGAGCACCUACUGCAAGCUGCUGUUUGCCGACUCCGACUUGGGCGACACCGUCAGACUUAAGGACGUGACCCCGAGGGGUCUGAGAAAUAUUCUGGAAUUUAUUUACUCCAGCAAACUGUCUCUGUCUCUGUCCAACGUUGAAGACACCAUCAAGGCGGCGGAGGUCCUGCUGGUUCGGGAGGCAAUAAAGCUGUGCUUUCAGUUCCUAGAAGAUGGCUUGAACCAGGACAACUGUGUGGACGUCUUAAAUGUCGUCGAGAAACACGGCCCCGAAGAGCUCAGGCAAAAAGCCAUGGAGUAUGUCGGCCAACGUCGUCAACGCGCUCCGGAAGACUUCGAUGGAGUUGAUAAGACGACGCUAUGUGAGAUCCUGGAUAGGAAGAACAUCCCGGGUUACUCCGAGUUGGAUUUAUUUAACUGUGCGGUGUCUUGGUUGCAACGCGAUGAUUCCAGGCUGAAGGAAGCCGGGGAUGUCUUAAAGAGAAUAAGGUUUUCGCUGAUUCCGCUGGAAGAUCUCCAGAAGCACGUGAAGGAGACGCCGAUCAUGAAAACCCACUCCGGCUGCUUCAGGUACCUUCAGGACGCCUUGAGGUAUCACUCCCAAAUCUACUCUCAGCCUGCGCUCGGCUCCGAGAGCUCCUCCAUCAGGUCGAGCUCCGAGAAGCUCCUGGUCCUUGGAGGAAGGACGGCGGACAACCAGGUCUGUGGGAACAUUUGGGUCGAAAGCCAAGAUGGCGGCACGUGGACGGACGUCGGAGAACUACGUACACCGGUCUACAAUCACUGCGUGGCGGUCGUCAAUGACUUCUUAUUUGUGAUCGGAGGGCAAAGCAGAUUUGACCCGUCAGGAAAGCAUCCAUCGAACGAGGUGUUUCGUUUUGAUCCGAGGAACGGCAGCUGGCUGCAAGUCGCCGGCAUGUUGGAAAGAAGGACGCGUUUCCACACCGAGGUGGUCGCCGACCGCAUAAUCGCUGUCGGAGGGGGGACGCUGUUGGGGAAUCUCACUCACACGGCGGAGGAGUACCAGCCGGCGAAAAAUAAAUGGGAAUUCACGGCGCCCUUCCCGAUGCCGGUGGCAGACCACGCCGGCGCGACGCACAAGGGCAUCUUGUAUAUCUCGGGAGGGUAUUCGGCAGGGAAGACUUCGAGCGACGUGUACAGCUACCUGCCGCGGCUCAGGCGCUGGGUGGUGAAUCGCGCCAUGGCGUUCGCUCGCUGUGACCACGGCAUGGCCGCCAUCGGGGACACCAUUUUCUGCAUCGGUGGCCGCACGCUUAACGCGGCUAACGAAUGGAUCCACGUGAAUGAGACGGAGUUCUACAGCCCCGUUACUGACCAGUGGGGCACUUUAAAGACCUCGUCCUUCGACUGCUGCCAGUUCAGCGUGGUCGCCCACCGCUCCAAGUUAUAUCUCACCGGCGGGGGGUCCUUACGCUGCAUGAACAAAGAAGACAGCGUGUUUAUCUACGACCCCGAAGCCGAGACGUGGAGGAAGGCUGGCUGUCUGCCCCGUCCACUGGUAGACCAUGCCUCCUGCACCAUCAAACUGCCCCACCACAUGGUGAAAAAGCUGGCGGAGAAAGAAGACGACAACCCAGCCGGUCCCAACCGGAAGAAAUCAACACUCAAGUUAUUUAUUACAAGCAAACCUGGAAGAGACUAA